AUGGCAUCUUCAAUAACUAAAUCAUUCUGUAUAACGUGUAAUAAAAAACAAGCGUUUUUCACAUGUUCUGGAUGUCGACAGGAUUUUUGUGAAGAUCAUAUAAAUGAAGAACAUCAAUCUCCAGUUACACAAAUGAACGAUUUUUUAGCGGAUCAUAAUCAAUUGCAAAAGCUAAUUUAUAAGUAUAUGCAAGAACCUCAACAACAUUCUCUUAUUCAACAAAUUGAUAAAUGGGAAAGACAAUCAAUAAAUAAAAUUCAACAAACAGCCGAUGAUGCUCGAACAAAAAUUUUAAAUGUUAUUAGCGAUCAUGUAAUUAAUAUUGAAAAAUCUUUACAGAAUUUGUCACAAAAAAUAGAGCAAAUUCAAAAUGAUGAGAAAUUUACUGAAAUAUAUCUAAGAGAAUGGAGAGAUAAGUUGGAUAAUUUAAAAAAGGAUUUAAUUACACCAGAAACAAUUCAAAUUCAUAAAGAUGAUGAUCAUAUCACGUUUGUUUCUAAACUUACUGUUCUUAUUGUUGAACCCAAGGAUUUAUUUGAACGAACAGCUGGAAACAUCCGAAUUGAUGAUAAUGGUCAAUUGAUGAUUCAUGGUCAAUGGAGUGAUCAUUCAGCUGUACGUGGAAAAGGUGAAUAUUCAUAUGGUCAAUAUCGAUUUCGUUUUAAAAUUGAAGAACUUGAUUCAGAUAAAUGGGCAUUUUUUGGCAUUGUGUCAAAAAAUGUUCCUAUGAGAGCUGUUUCAAUUAGCACGCCAACAGCUUAUGGAUUAGCUGGACAAGAUGGUAUUUGUCUUAGUGGUGUUUAUCAAAAAGCAAAUACAAUUCAAUAUCAAAGUGAUAUGGAAAUGAAUGAUAUAAUAGAACUUUUUAUUGAUUGUGAUCAUCAUAUAAUUCGUUUAAGAAAUGAGCGAACACACAGUUCACAUGAACUUAAUAUUGAUAUUAAUAAAUGUCCAUUUCCAUGGCAGCUUUUACUUGGUCUUUGCUGUUCAGCUGGUGAUCGUAUUCGAAUUUUACCGUGUACAUAUAGAGAAUAA
This is a messenger RNA of Rotaria socialis, 1035 nucleotides long. The record is from the annotation of a GenBank genome assembly. NCBI's taxonomy places the organism in Eukaryota, Metazoa, Rotifera, Eurotatoria, Philodinida, Philodinidae.